Messenger RNA from Ostreobium quekettii, 1044 nucleotides. NCBI's taxonomy places the organism in Eukaryota, Viridiplantae, Chlorophyta, Ulvophyceae, Bryopsidales, Ostreobiaceae. The record is from the annotation of a GenBank genome assembly.
AUGCCGCACCGGGCGCACAUGGGCUCUGCCACCACGACGGUAGGCUUCUCAGCGGCACUGCGGGGAAUCCUGUACAUCCUGUUUCGCAUCAUGCUGACCCACGGCGGCGUUGUGCUGGGGAUACCGGGUGCUGUGCUGGGCAUCCUGGGCAAGCCAAAUGACUGGCAGCCCGCCCUCAUCAAAACAUACAACAGUCUGCACCAAAUCAGCAAGACGCACCCUGUCCGCCAGUUCAUCGCGACUGUGUGGUACAUGCUGGUGCCCACCCUCCCCUAUAGGCCGCCGUUCUGGCUCAGGCGGGCCUCUCCGCUGCUGGCACAAGCCAUCUUUGGCGAGGAUUCCACUGUGUAUCCCGCAGACUGGGCCGAGGAGUAUGGGAACGAUGCAGAGGUUUGGUUCUUCCUGAACGGUGUGGCGACGACGCUGGAUAUCGCUAAGACGAACGCAAUGAUGCUCCAGGAGCUGUUUGAGCGGAAGGUGAACAUCAUCCACAAUCCGACCGACUCUGCAGUGCUCGACUUGCUGGAGUGCACCCUCGGAACAAUAUGGGACGACUGGGCGAUUGAACCGCGGCGUGUCGCGACGGCCGAGCUCAAGAAGGCGCUACUGAAACGUUCCAUCCUGAAGGUCGUCUUUAUCGCGCACUCUCAGGGCACUAUCAUCGCCAGCGACGUGCUGUACGAGCUGAAUGCCGACCCCGAGCUGUCUGCAUCCCACUUGGGCAAGCUGGAGGUGUACGCCUUCGCCAACUGCGCCCACCAGAUGGAGCGUGGAGACGCAGCCUACAUGGAGACCCUGGUCAACGAGAUGGACACUGUGGCCAUGCUGGGCCCCCUGUGCCCCUACCAGGACUGGCAGGACCUCAACGGCAAGCCCAUCAGGAUCGAGGGGCCCGUCAUCGUGCAGGGCGGCAAGUACGGCCACAUGCUCAACGCGCACUACCUGGAGGGCCUGGCCGCGGGCCAGUACAGGAAGAGCAACCUGCACCACUACCUCAGGGGCAGGAACGUGUUGAGCCGCAGAUUCAAGCCGCGGGUCGAAUGA